This is a messenger RNA of Protopolystoma xenopodis, 468 nucleotides long. The record is from the annotation of a GenBank genome assembly. Lineage: Eukaryota; Metazoa; Platyhelminthes; Monogenea; Polystomatidea; Polystomatidae.
CUUCUUUCAUCCCUGAGUCCGGAAGAUGCUCAAACUCUGGGACUUGCAGAUCAUCUUCGUAUUUAUACUAAUACUCAGUUGCCUUUAGAUUACGCUGGCUCUGGGAAUUCGAAAACAUUGUCUUGGGAUAGACAUAAUUGGGAUCGGUUUCUGACAGGAUUGGCCGAACUCGGUUUGGGCAAUCUGGUGCCUCAGCUGCGUCGCCUGCUCGCUUGCUUGAUCUUACUCAAUAGUAUACAAUUCCAACCGGCCGAGUUCAAUGAUGGUGAGGCGCUGGACCGACUAAUAAAUGCUGACUCGUCCUCCCAAACAGACAACUCACAAGCUGCAGUUACUGAAGAGAUUUUGGCUGCCUCAGCGGGCCUAAAAGCAGAAGACAUUCAAAAACGUGAGCUAUAUUACUUUCCUGGAUUGCUGAGCUAUUUGGUUAAAAGUAUCACCAUUUACCGGGAAAAUGUUUAUUCAUGA